Molecule: messenger RNA, 1028 nt
Organism: Gossypium raimondii (Peruvian cotton)
Lineage: Eukaryota; Viridiplantae; Streptophyta; Magnoliopsida; Malvales; Malvaceae
Product: probable aquaporin TIP-type
Exons: 3
Coding region: 86-838 (250 amino acids)
Biological process (GO): transmembrane transport; water transport
Cellular component (GO): plant-type vacuole membrane
Molecular function (GO): water channel activity
Source: RefSeq, a predicted model, not a curated record
AAUGUAAACUCACCCAAAGCAAAGGUGUAGAUAUAGGCACAAAUAGGAGUUCCUUACUUGUGUUGUAGAAGCCGAAGAAAAAAAAAUGGUGAAGAUAGCUUUUGGUAGCAUUGGUGAUUCUUUUAGUGUUGGGUCUCUCAAGGCUUAUUUGGCUGAAUUCAUUGCUACUUUGCUUUUUGUGUUUGCUGGUGUUGGAUCAGCUAUUGCUUAUGGGAAGCUAACGUCGGAUGCAGCACUAGACCCACCAGGCUUGGUGGCCAUAGCGGUAGCUCAUGCAUUUGCGUUGUUUGUUGGGGUAGCCAUUGCAGCCAACAUCUCAGGUGGUCAUUUGAACCCAGCCGUCACCUUUGGUUUGGCCAUCGGAGGAAACAUCACCAUCUUGACCGGCCUUUUCUACUGGGUUGCCCAAUGCCUUGGCUCAAUUGUUGCUUGCCUUCUUCUCCAGUUUGUUACCAACGGAUUGAGUGUACCAACCCACGGUGUCGCUUCAGGAAUGAAUGCCGUCGGAGGUGUUGUAAUGGAGAUCGUAAUCACUUUCGCGUUAGUCUACACCGUCUACGCCACCGCAGCUGAUCCCAAAAAGGGUUCUCUAGGAAUCAUAGCACCCAUUGCCAUUGGUUUCAUCGUUGGUGCUAACAUCUUAGCCGCUGGUCCAUUCAGUGGUGGUUCAAUGAACCCAGCUCGUUCUUUUGGACCAGCCGUAGUCAGUGGGAACUUUGCUGAUAAUUGGAUCUAUUGGGUUGGUCCAUUGGUUGGUGGUGGGUUAGCUGGGUUGAUUUAUGGUGAUGUUUUCAUUGGGUCAUAUUCUGCCGCCCCAGCUUCAGAAGAUUAUGCUUAAAAGUUUGAAACUUUGAAACUGUUUGCUUAUGGCUUUUGUGUAAAAUGCUUUGAAUGCUUUUGAUUAUGGGGAUGUGAUGUUUGUGGGUGUUUUUCAUGAAUGAAAAAAAAAAAAAAAGAAACAGGAAUUUGUUCUUGCUGUUAAUAAGGAAAUGUAAAUAAACCUUGAUUAUGAAUGUUUCCCUUAAAUA